Messenger RNA from Ailuropoda melanoleuca (giant panda), 906 nucleotides. It is a transcript of the gene FOXI2, whose product is annotated as forkhead box I2. NCBI's taxonomy places the organism in Eukaryota, Metazoa, Chordata, Mammalia, Carnivora, Ursidae. Gene Ontology annotation, biological process: regulation of transcription by RNA polymerase II; anatomical structure morphogenesis; cell differentiation. The record is from RefSeq and is a predicted model, not a curated record. Gene Ontology annotation, molecular function: DNA-binding transcription factor activity, RNA polymerase II-specific; RNA polymerase II cis-regulatory region sequence-specific DNA binding.
AUGGCCUCGUACUGCGACGGCUCCGGUGUCUGCCCGGCCCCGCACAGCCAGGCCGGGGCAGCCGCGCACCCGGCGGGGAACGCGCCGGCUCUCAGCCCCGCGCCCUACGCGCCCUGCCCCGGGUCUGCGCCGCCCUACGCGGCCGCCCCGGGCUACGCCGCCCCCGGCCCGCUCCUUGGCGCCCCGGGCGGCCUGGCGGGCACCGACCUCGCGUGGCUAAGCCUCUCGGGCCAGCAGGAGCUGCUGCGGCUGGUGAGGCCGCCCUACUCCUACUCGGCGCUCAUCGCUAUGGCCAUCCAGAGCGCGCCGCUGCGGAAGCUGACGCUCAGCCAGAUCUACCAGUACGUGGCCGGCAACUUCCCCUUCUACAAGCGCAGCAAGGCAGGCUGGCAGAACUCCAUCCGCCACAACCUGUCGCUCAACGACUGCUUCAAGAAGGUGCCCCGCGAGGAGGACGACCCAGGUAAAGGCAACUACUGGACCCUGGAUCCAAACUGCGAGAAGAUGUUCGACAACGGGAACUUCCGACGGAAGAGGAAGAGGAGAGGAGAGGUGAGCGCCGCUGUUUCCUCGGGAGCCAGGAGGCCGGGAGGAGCCAAGACACCAGAGCUGGAGCCCCUCGGCGCGGCCUCCGCGGACCUGCAGGCGCCUCCGUCCCCGCCCGCGCCCGACGCUGCCGCCUGCUUCUCCAGUUUCGCCUCGGCCAUGGGGGCCCUGGCGGGCGGCCUGGGUACCUUCCCCGCGGGCCUGGCGGGAGACUUUUCUUUCGGGAGACCGACGACGGUCGCAGCCCACGGACCCCAGGCCGCAGGUCCCGCACCCGGCUUCAGCGCUGGCCAUCAGACGGCGGCCACCAGCUUCCGUGUAGGCCACUUCGUCUACAGUCGGGAGGGGACAGAAGUUUGA